AUGGCCGCGCGGGGUGCGUGCGGCGAGUGCCGCAAAUGGCAGUUGGAUCGCGAUUGCUGCCGCGUGGGGCUUCUCCGUCGCAGCACCCGGCGGCUCCGGCGCCGUGCCGACGACGCCGACCACAUCAGCUCCCUCCCCGACGACCUCCUGCUCCAGAUCCUCGCAGGCCUCGGCUGCGCCCGCGCCGCAGCCAACACGAGCCUCCUCUCUCGCCGGUGGCGCGGUCUCUGGACCCGCUCCCCUCAGCUCAUCUUCCACGAGAUCACGCCUGAACAGCUCCACGCAGCGCUCGGCCAGAUCGCCCGCCCAGCGGGUUCUCUCCGCAUCUCUAUCCCCAUCCACCACAUGCUCACACCGGAUCGCAUUUCCUCGUUGCUCGGCGCCGCGGCGCCGCUUGCGCCGGCAGAGCUUUCUGUCGACAUCCACGCGGACGGCUGCAGCGACGCGGAUGCCGUAGACCUGCCCUGCUUCGACCGCACAGCUUCGUUAAGUCUGCAUUUUGAUCCACGUUUGAGGCUGCCACCGGCUGGAGAUUUAACGGCGCUUGAGAGCCUCUCCUUCGGUUCCUGCCACAUGGCCUUGGGUGACCUGCUGCCCCGUUGCCCCUGCCUGCGCAAGCUUAGUCUUUCCAGUUGGCAGUACGACUCUAUCACAGUCCACUCGACGUCACUCCAGGAGCUAUAUGUCUCUGCCCCCGCACACCUUCGGCGGGUCGACAUCGUGGCCCCUGUACUUAAGAAAUUGACAUUUAGCUCCAUUCAGGGUAUCAGUGAUGAGUUCAGCUUAUCGUUGUCAGCGCCACUGGUGGUUGAUCACUCAUGGUAUUUCGGAUCUUGGUCCACGUUUGGAGGGAUAUGGCGCGUGUGGAGCCUGCAAUUAAAGACGCUGGGGCACUUUGUGCAGACACAACAGACCGACAGCAGGGAAGAUACUUGUUUGCAGCCACAGCACCGCGCUCACGGCAACAUCCUCUUGCUGCGCAUAGGGGCAGAGCAAAAUUUUUCGGAUGGUAUGGCCGUGACCUUUGAGCAAGAGAUUUCCCAAAGUCAGGUGAGAAACCUCUCUGUUUUAGAACUGAAAAUUGUACCAAGAGGGCAUGUUUAUGGAGCAAUGGUGCUGGAUCUACUUCGAUUCUGUACCUCUGUGCAAAAACUUAAGGUGGAAUUAAAUCGAUAUCAGAGAAAAGCAUGCCAUGUAAAUUGCCAUUGUGAUCAGCCCAACAACUGGAAAGAUCAAAUUAUAUCAGUGACUGUUCUUAAAGAAGUAAAAAUCGAUGGCUUCAAUGGAGAAGAUCACGAAGUUGGCUUAUUGAAAGUAUUAUUGAGAUGUGCUGCACUGCUUCAAAGCGUGACUAUGAACUUGUCUAGAAAUGUCUCACGAAGACGAAGUUGCAGUGCAUACAUGGAACUCCCUAGCCUUUUAAAGGCACACCCUUCAGUAAAAUUCAAUAUUUAUAGCUGGUGUGGUGAUCAGGUCUUGUUUGGAUGA
Messenger RNA from Miscanthus lutarioriparius, 1488 nucleotides. The record is from the annotation of a GenBank genome assembly. Lineage: Eukaryota; Viridiplantae; Streptophyta; Magnoliopsida; Poales; Poaceae.